GUUUGCAGAAAAAUACUGUAGAAAUAUUUUAAUGAAGAUUUUAUAAUAAAUAAAGGAAAAGCAUGAUAUUGAAGCAAUAUAUCACAGUAAUAGAUUUGACAGUCACAAAGCUAAAAAAUAUAAUUUUGAAAAUAUGAAUCGCAUAGCAAACUGUGUAUUUUGUCAAAUAUGCGAAGGAACUGCUCCAAGUAACACCAUAUUUAAAAAUGAAAAUUUUAUAGUAUUUGCCUGCCGAACACAAGCAACUAAACAUCACUAUUUAGUUUGUCCAAUUCAGCAUAUAAAUGAUGCAAAGUCACUAGUACCUGGCCAAGAAACUCUUGUCGAAGAAAUGUAUAAAAUAGCAAAGCAAAUAGUUAUCGACAAGGGGGAAAAUCUGAAUGAAGCAAGAUUUGGUUUUCAUUGGCCACCCUUCCAUAGCAUAUCACAUUUGCAUUUACAUAUUUUGGCUCCUGUUGACGGUUUAAGAUUUUUUCAUAGGCUUAUUUACAAACCGAACAGCAUGUGGUUUGUGUCACCAGAAUAUGUGAUAACAUGGCUGAAAACUCAUAGGGCAAUUGGAAAUGAAGAAACUUCAUCCAACUAA
This is a messenger RNA of Ctenocephalides felis (cat flea), 586 nucleotides long. RefSeq names its product histidine triad nucleotide-binding protein 3-like. The record is from RefSeq and is a predicted model, not a curated record. NCBI's taxonomy places the organism in Eukaryota, Metazoa, Arthropoda, Insecta, Siphonaptera, Pulicidae. Gene Ontology annotation, molecular function: catalytic activity. Bases 134 to 586 code for a protein of 150 amino acids. The transcript has 4 exons.